Neolamprologus brichardi is the source of this 1146-nucleotide messenger RNA. The record is from RefSeq and is a predicted model, not a curated record. NCBI's taxonomy places the organism in Eukaryota, Metazoa, Chordata, Actinopteri, Cichliformes, Cichlidae.
AUGAACUUUAGCAAAAGUCAACGCAGUCGAGCCAGCAAAGAAAAUAUGGCACCCUCAGCCAGAGUAGAUACACUGCAGAGGUCCAAACAGCGGACGGUGCUUGGUGUGUUGUCAGAAAAUGAACUGCGAGGUCGAUCCCUCGGCCAGGGUGGCCAGUGUUCCAAACACAGCUCAACCUCAGAAAGCUCUCAACUCAACUGUCUGGGCUGCGCUUCCAGCUCCAGCUUAGAUGUAUACGUUGAAGAGGCUCGCGAAGUUGUCCUUGCGGCUUCUGGCGAAGAAGUUGUCGGAUACCAUUCUUACCAAGAUGAGGAAACCAAUGCCCUGCACAAUGAAGAUAUGGCAAUCAUGCUGGAGCUGAGUUCAAGUCCAUGCCAGGAUGCUUCUACGCCUUCUGAAUCUGAGGAGGUGUUUUGUCUGGAGUAUGCAGGAGAUAUUCACCAGCACUUGAGGAAUAAUGAGAUUAAAUUCAGGCCAAGGCCAAAGUAUUUAGAGAGACACCCAGAGAUCACGGAUGACAUGCGCGUCGUUCUGGUGGACUGGAUGGCUGAGGUGGCGAAGGAAUUCGAACUUGAAACUGAAACUCUUCAUCUUGCUAUCAAUUACUUGGACCGAUUUCUCUCCCUCAUUGGAAAUGUGAAACGAGGCAAGCUGCAGCUGGUUGCCACGGCUGCCUUAGUGAUUGCUGCAAAAUAUGAGGAGAAGUCACCUCCUAAACUCGACCAAUUUGUGUUCAUCACAGACAACACCUACACUAAGAAAGAGCUGGUCCGGAUGGAGCAAGCAUUUCUUAGUGUGCUGGGCUUCAACUUGGCGGCACCCACCAUAAACUCGUUCCUUCACCUUUUCAUGGCCAUCGAGUCUGUCUGUCCCAACACCAAAAACCUGGCCCUGUAUGUGGCGGACUUAAGCCUGCUGGAAAUGGAUCCAUUUCUACAGUACAGCCCCUCUAUGGUUGCUGCUGCAGCCUACUGCCUAGCUUCCUACACCAUAAAUACGUCUUUAUGGCCCGACUCUUUAGUGGCUUUUAGCGGAUACACGAUGGCUGAAAUUUCCCCCUGCCUGACUCACCUGUACAAGCUAUACGCCAGCGCAAAGAGUCGCCCACUACAAGGCAUCAGAGAAAAGUACAAAAAUUCAAAGUAA